UAGCCAUGCGAUUUAGUUAUCCGGAACUAAUAUUUUUCGUAAUAAUAUGCACAUGUUGUUCCGGGAUAUAUGCUAUAUUUAAUACUGAAGAGUUUGAUCGACGACUAAAUGCAUUAUGGAAAGUUGUAAACUACAUGGCUCACAGAGCAGAGAAGAUGAACGUAGACGCUAUUUUUGGCUUAACUUUAGCAGAAGCACAUAUUAUGGCCACAUUAUCUCACUCAAAUGCACAUUUUAUACAAUUGGAUCAUCGACUUUUUUUAGCAAAUGUAGGAAAAAUUUGUGACGACGCCCGAAGAUUCAUGAAAAAGAAUGUUAAACCUGAAAACAAAGUGGUAGCUAUAAUGAACGAGGCACUAAAUCGUCUAGAACCUUGGAUUUAUCCAAUUGAAUGGAAAAAUGGUCUUCUGGCAAAGCCCAUUUUGCGAAAAUUGAAUAAUACUCACGAAAUAUCCAGUAAACUUUUGAACAGUGGGACACCUUCAGAGGUUCAAAGUGACUACUGUAUUUCAAAUAUGCUGAAGGGAUAUCCCACAGAAACUUGUAAAGUUUCAGAAGAAUGUGAGCUAAUGUUAUUAAGAAAUGAUAAUCCCCAAGGAUAUGCUCUCACACAUAGGCUUCUUUUGGUUUGGAUCGCAAAAGCCUUUCAUUGUCAAGAGUUAAAAUUAACUACCUACAUAGAGCUUGCUUCUGAGUACUGUACUUUGAUUUUACAAAAUCUUAUCGAUAUCGAGAGUCUGGAAUUUCCUCCUCCUGGAACAGAUUUAGCUUGUGAAGAAGUCGUUAUUUGUGGCUCUGAAGGGUAUCUCGAAUUCUCCAAUGACUAUUAUGCCAAUUUAAUCAUGAGUUGGCAGCAGCCAGUGGGCUGCUUUGAUUCGCAAACCACUCUCAGAUCAGAUAUUAAAGAACUCGAAAUCGCUUCCUGUAUGGAUGCAAAAUGCUUAUGGAAUACUCCACAGGCGAAAUCAUUGUAAAAUUAUGAGCCAGCUCCACUCCGAAAUCAUGAUUGUUUUACGAAUGCCUUUGAUAAAGAAUAUGAAAUGAACGUUGAACCAGAUGAUGUAGCGACGAUAAAGGACUUGCUUUAUAAUUGCAAUAUUGAUUCCGCACUCACGAAGCACAUGUAGGAUUGAUUUUAUUGAAUCCUUUGUUAUUUCGUAUUUUAUAUAAUGCUUUUUUGUUUUAUAAUUUUUAGAAGUGUAACUUGAAAUUUCAAGGAACUUCCAAGCCCAUUGCUUGAAAUCGUUAUUAUUGUACAAUUGUUCUACAAACAUUUAUUUUUUUAAAUUUUGUAUCCUCAUCAAAUAUUCUAUUAAGAAUGGACGACAUGCACCAGUAGAUGUCGACGUAGAGAAUUAUAAUUAUAUAACGACUAAUUCUUCUAAGCCUAACUGGGAAAAAAUCGAUUAAAUACUUUUAUCCUAAACAUUUUAAAGCAACUGUUCAAAUGAAACAUGGUAUUGAAAAUGAAGAACGUGCUCGUCAAGUUUAUGCUGAAAAAAAUACCAACUUAAAGUUGUGAAAUUUGGUUUAAUUGUUUCUCCUGAGAAUCCUUGGAUAGGUUACUCUCUCGAUGGAAUCAUUUUCAAAGAUGAAAAACCUGAAAAAUUGAUUAAGAUAAAAUGUCCAUAUUCUGGAAAAUCAAAAACAGCUGAAGAAAUUAUUGGCGAAUUAAAUUACAUUAAAGUUCCUGAAAGAACCUUAAAAGAAAAACACGCUUACUACGCUCAAGUUCAAUUGGAGAUGGCUCUUCUAAAACUUCCAAAAACAGAUUUUAUAAUUUACGCAUCAUUUGACGAAAUUUCAUCGUAAUACCGAUCGAAUUAAAUUUAUCUUACGUUCAAAAACUAUUGUCUGGGAUAAAACAAGUUUAUUUCCAUCAGAUUAUUCACCAUGUGUGCAUUUGCGAAGGUUUAUAA
Messenger RNA from Belonocnema kinseyi, 1919 nucleotides. RefSeq names its product UPF0764 protein C16orf89 homolog. Lineage: Eukaryota; Metazoa; Arthropoda; Insecta; Hymenoptera; Cynipidae. The transcript is spliced from 7 exons. The record is from RefSeq and is a predicted model, not a curated record. Gene Ontology annotation, cellular component: membrane; cytosol. Bases 6 to 974 code for a protein of 322 amino acids.